AUGGUCUCGUACAUGAACGCGUCCGCGCACCACCAGUCUGCAGAGCGCACCCAUGUCACGAACCAUGCUGUUGGCCUGCUGGGGCCUUAUGCCCUCGACAGCCCGCCCAGAGAGGCUUGGGACUGCGGCGCAUGCGGUGGCUGGCGGGCUCACCGAACACGCCGUCUCUUGCGGCGGUGCAGCGGAUGGGCUCUCAGCUGGAAGGGGUUCUGCGAUGGAUUCGCGUCACGCCGGAUGUAG
Messenger RNA from Penicillium macrosclerotiorum, 240 nucleotides. RefSeq lists its product as uncharacterized. The record is from RefSeq and is a predicted model, not a curated record. NCBI's taxonomy places the organism in Eukaryota, Fungi, Ascomycota, Eurotiomycetes, Eurotiales, Aspergillaceae. The transcript is spliced from 2 exons. Bases 1 to 240 code for a protein of 79 amino acids.